Closterium sp. Naga37s-1 is the source of this 4557-nucleotide messenger RNA. Lineage: Eukaryota; Viridiplantae; Streptophyta; Zygnematophyceae; Desmidiales; Closteriaceae. The record is from the annotation of a GenBank genome assembly.
AUGGCAGUCGCCUCAUCAGCUGCGACCACGACGGCGAUCGCUUCACGGGGAGCGUCCGUCGCAUCACGUGGCCUUUCCCGCGCCGCCACCUCCAUAGAAGCCACUCAGGCAGCGAUGCUGUCCGCAAGCAACGCCGUUUCCCACGGCGCGCACGCUCCCGGAUCUUUCACCUGCAUGCAAUGGUCGUCGACGCUCAGAAGCCAAUCAGGACGGGCGAGUCCCUUCUCUAGUUCAUCUUUCUUCUCAGGCGGUCUCGCUCGGGACUCGCUGCUGUCAUCGUCGCAUCCAGUCGGAGCCGCGUCGCGUCUCGCGUCUACCUUCUCCGCGCACGCAUCCUCUUCCGACUCCGCCGCGAGCGCAAGUCCUAUCGGUUCCGCCUCCGCCCCCCGCUCCGCUGUCGCUGGCGCAACUCCCGCUGUCCGCCAGGGCGCAGUGUUGCCGACGUCGGAGUACACUCUUGACGAUUCGUCCGAAUCCUCGUCAUCCGAUUCCGAAUCUGACGGCUCUGGUUCACGCGCGCUCGAGGCGCUGUACGAGGCGCGUGCGAAGAGUGGACUGUCUGCCUCUGUCGGCGGAGCAUCUGCGGGUUCAGGGGUUGAGCGGGGGUUUCCUCGGGGUUUAACAUCCGAUUCGGAAGCGGAGGUUUUUGAUAGCGACGAUGAAGCGAGCAGCGACGAGGAGGGUGAGGUGGUGCUGGUUGACGUGUCCGAUACUGACGUGGACAGGGAUGAGCUGGCGAUCGAAAGCCUCGGCCUCGCGACGAUUCUUGAGCAAUCGCUGCUGAAGCGAGGAAUCGCACGGCUCUUCCCCAUUCAGCACGCGGUGCUGGCGCCGUCAAUGGAGGGGCGCGACAUCAUCGCGCGUGCCAAGACGGGCACGGGGAAGACGCUAGCGUUUGGAAUCCCCAUCUUGGAGCGCAUCACGCGGGAGAUCGAGGAGAACAACGGAAGGCGCCCGUUCCGCGCGCCCCGCUGCCUGGUCCUCGCGCCGACGCGCGAGCUAGCCAAGCAGGUCGAGCGCGAGUUCUGCGAGUCGGCGCCGAACCUCUCCACGGCGUGCGUGUACGGCGGAGUCUCCAUCGACGGGCAGAUGCGCCAACUCAAGCGCGGCGUCGACGUGGUCGUGGGCACGCCUGGGCGCCUGAUAGAUCUGAUUGAGCGCGGCACGCUCAGCCUGCGGGAGAUUCAGUUCAUGGUGCUGGACGAGGCGGAUCAGAUGCUGGCCGUUGGAUUCGAGGAGGAUGUGGAGCGGAUCAUGGAGAAUCUGCCCGAGGGGGGGCGCAUUCAGAUGAGCCUGUUCUCGGCGACCAUGCCGUCCUGGGUCAAGAAGCUCAGCCGCAAAUACCUCACCAGCCCGCUCACAAUCGACUUGGUGGGCGAGAAGGAGGAGAAACUCGCGGAGGGAAUUCGCCUGCUGUGCGUGCGCGCGCCCAAUGCAUCAAAGCGCUCCAUUCUUGUCGACCUCAUCACGGUCCACGCUUUGGGCGGCAAGACGAUUGUCUUCACUCAAACCAAGAAGGACGCGGACGAGGUGGCCAUGGCGCUGGGUCGCUCGGUGGGCUGUGAGGCGCUCCAUGGGGACAUCCCCCAGCAGCAGAGGGAGCGCACCCUGCAGGCCUUCAGGGACGGGCGAUUCGUGGUGCUCGUUGCCACGGAUGUGGCGGCUAGAGGGCUCGAUAUCCCCAACGUCGACCUGGUGAUUCACUACGAGAUCCCCAACGACCCUGAGACGUUUGUGCAUCGGUCGGGGCGAACGGGGCGAGCGGGCAAGACUGGGUGCACCAUCCUCAUGUACACGGACUCGCAGCUCCGUUCCCUACGCAUGAUUGAGCGUGAUAUCGGCUGCAAGUUUGAGAAGGCCUCCCCUCCCCACCCCGACGACGUCCUCCAAGCCUCCGCCAACCAGUCAGCCGCCCUCAUCUCCCGCGUCCACCCUGAACUCGCGGAGUCCUUCCUGGAAACUGCCGAGAAGCUUCUCGAGGAGCGCGGCCCGAUGGCACUAGCUGCCGCGAUCGCCCACCUGAGCGGGUUCAGCCAGCCGCCCGCCGCCCGGUCGCUGCUGACUCACGAGGAGGGGUAUGUGACGGUGCGCGUGAUCCGCACGGCCAAGAGCCGCAACGGCCCGCUGAUUUCCCCGCGGGCGGUGAUGGGGACUCUCGGGGAGAUCUGCCGCCGCGCUGCUGACAACGUGGGGAAGAUCAAGAUUCUGGGCGAGCGAGACGUGGAGGGUGCAGUUUUUGAUCUACCUGAAGAUGUUGCUAAGGAGCUGCUGAGUCUCCAGAUUGACAACGGGGACGUCUUUGACAUCCCGCGCCAGGUGCGGGACACUAGCACUCAUGUUUCUCCUCCCUAUCCCCCUGCGUUGUCUGCCUGCCUUGCCCACCCAUCCCCUGUGUUGUCUGCCUGCCUUGCCCACCCAUCCCCUGUGUUGUCUGCCUGCCUUGCCCACCCAUCCCCUGUGUUGUCUGCCUGCCUUGCCCACCCAUCCCCUGUGUUGUCUGCCUGCCUUGCCCACCCAUCCCCUGUGUUGUCUGCCUGCCUUGCCCACCCAUCCCCUGUGUUGUCUGCCUGCCUUGCCCACCCAUCCCCUGUGUUGUCUGCCUGCCUUGCCCACCCAUCCCCUGCGUUGUCUGCCUGCCUUGCCCACCCAUCCCCUGCGUUGUCUGCCUGCCUUGCCCACCCAUCCCCUGUGUUGUCUGCCUGCCUUGCCCACCCAUCCCCUGUGUUGUCUGCCUGCCUUGCCCACCCAUCCCCUGUGUUGUCUGCCUGCCUUGCCCACCCAUCCCCUGUGUUGUCUGCCUGCCUUGCCCACCCAUCCCCUGUGUUGUCUGCCUGCCUUGCCCACCCAUCCCCUGUGUUGUCUGCCUGCCUUGCCCACCCAUCCCCUGCGUUGUCUGCCUGCCUUGCCCACCCAUCCCCUGCGUUGUCUGCCUGCCUUGCCCACCCAUCCCCUGCGUUGUCUGCCUGCCUUGCCCACCCAUCCCCUGCGUUGUCUGCCUGCCUUGCCCACCCAUCCCCUGUGUUGUCUGCCUGCCUUGCCCACCCAUCCCCUGUGUUGUCUGCCUGCCUUGCCCACCCAUCCCCUGUGUUGUCUGCCUGCCUUGCCCACCCAUCCCCUGUGUUGUCUGCCUGCCUUGCCCACCCAUCCCCUGUGUUGUCUGCCUGCCUUGCCCACCCAUCCCCUGCGUUGUCUGCCUGCCUUGCCCACCCAUCCCCUGCGUUGUCUGCCUGCCUUGCCCACCCAUCCCCUGUGUUGUCUGCCUGCCUUGCCCACCCAUCCCCUGUGUUGUCUGCCUGCCUUGCCCACCCAUCCCCUGUGUUGUCUGCCUGCCUUGCCCACCCAUCCCCUGUGUUGUCUGCCUGCCUUGCCCACCCAUCCCCUGUGUUGUCUGCCUGCCUUGCCCACCCAUCCCCUGUGUUGUCUGCCUGCCUUGCCCACCCAUCCCCUGUGUUGUCUGCCUGCCUUGCCCACCCAUCCCCUGUGUUGUCUGCCUGCCUUGCCCACCCAUCCCCUGUGUUGUCUGCCUGCCUUGCCCACCCAUCCCCUGUGUUGUCUGCCUGCCUUGCCCACCCAUCCCCUGUGUUGUCUGCCUGCCUUGCCCACCCAUCCCCUGUGUUGUCUGCCUGCCUUGCCCACCCAUCCCCUGUGUUGUCUGCCUGCCUUGCCCACCCAUCCCCUGUGUUGUCUGCCUGCCUUGCCCACCCAUCCCCUGUGUUGUCUGCCUGCCUUGCCCACCCAUCCCCUGUGUUGUCUGCCUGCCUUGCCCACCCAUCCCCUGUGUUGUCUGCCUGCCUUGCCCACCCAUCCCCUGUGUUGUCUGCCUGCCUUGCCCACCCAUCCCCUGUGUUGUCUGCCUGCCUUGCCCACCCAUCCCCUGUGUUGUCUGCCUGCCUUGCCCACCCAUCCCCUGUGUUGUCUGCCUGCCUUGCCCACCCAUCCCCUGUGUUCUGCCCACCCUCGUGGAUGUUCGUGGCGGUGGCAGGGACAGGGACAACUACGGGCCCUUCGGAGCGAGGGGAGGGGACACCAGCACUUAUGUUCCUCUUCCCUAUCCUCCUGUGUUGUUUGCCUUGCCCAUGUGCCCCUCAGCUGCCCACGUUGGUGGAUGAUGAUGUGCGUGGCGGCGGCAGGGACAGGGACAACUACGGACGGUUUGGAGCAAGGGGAGGGGACAGGGGGAGGGGCGGAGGGGACAGGUCUGGUAGCUGGGGCGACGUGGGUGACAGGCGCAGCAGCGGCAGCAGCAGUGGCGGUGGCAGCAGGUUCGGUGGCGACCGUGACCGAUUCUCCUCUCGGGAUCGCCGCCCGGCUGGCGGAGGUUUGGUUAACCGCCGCAAUUUCACCUCUGACGCGUGGGAGAGCGAGGACAGCGAUGGGUACUACACCCCAUCCCCCUUAGAGCGCACCCGCAGUGCUCCCAGCAGGAGUGGUGGGGAUUAUGGGUCGUAUGGUCGCGGGGGUGGAGGAGCAGGAGGUGGAGGGUUUUCGGGGGUUUGCUUCUUGUGCAAGCAACCCGGGCAUAGGGCGGCAGAUUGCCCUGUGGUGGCUGGUCGUUAG